Molecule: messenger RNA, 1289 nt
Organism: Tigriopus californicus
Lineage: Eukaryota; Metazoa; Arthropoda; Copepoda; Harpacticoida; Harpacticidae
Product: ras-related protein Rab-23-like
Exons: 4
Coding region: 225-1241 (338 amino acids)
Biological process (GO): nucleocytoplasmic transport
Molecular function (GO): GTPase activity; GTP binding
Source: RefSeq, a predicted model, not a curated record
GCCUUGCUCAGUCGGUGCUCACACUUUCUCAGUUAGUUCAUCGUGGUAAGGCGGAACGGACGAAAGAAAUUUCACCUUAAACCAAGCAUAAAACCUGACCAAGUCAAAUCUCGUGAUCUGAUGUGAAUGGAAAACGAAGUGGUGGAGGCACAACCAAGAUAUAUCAUCUCGAAUUAAAUGGUACCAAAAUUAAAUGUUUUUGCCCGCAUACUUGGCUGAAAAUUAUGUUCAUCGAUGACUGGGAAGAAGAAGAUUACGAAAUUGCAAUUAAGGUUGUCGUUGUUGGAAAUGGGGGAGUAGGGAAAUCUAGUAUGAUACAACGGUACUGCAAAGGCACCUUUACCAAAAAAUACAAAAAAACCAUUGGUGUUGAUUUUUUGGAGAAACAGAUCACAACCAGUGGUGAAGAUUUGAGGCUAAUGCUCUGGGAUACAGCCGGCCAAGAAGAGUUUGACGCCAUAACAAAGGCAUAUUACAGAGGGGCUCAAGCAUGUGUAAUUGCCUUUUCCACAACCGACAAGCCUUCAUUUAAUGCAGUAAAAAAAUGGAAGCGAAAGGUGGAAGAUGAAUGUGGACACAUCCCAAUGGUUUUAGUCCAAAAUAAGAUAGAUCUCUUAAGCGAAUCUCAAGUUGACAAUAACGAGAUUGAAAAGUUUUCACGAAACACAGGCAUCAGACUUUUUCGCAUCUCAGUGAAAGAUAACUUGAAUGUAAGCAAAGUGUUCAACAAUUUAGCUGAACGUCAUAUUGAGGCUGUGAGUCGUUGGAGCGACGAAUUUGAACAAUCUUCCCAAAACAUUGGCCUGGACUUCCCAAACUCGAGGGACGUCAAAGUGCGAUUUUCAUCCUCAACUGAAAAUUUGCAAUCAAUUGGAAAUGCCCAAGAGGCAGGCGGCAGCCAUAUGAUCUUGGCAAACAAGUGCCUUUCUACCCAAAAUUGGUAUUUUCCUCAACUAACCGAGUCUCGGCAUUCUGGCUACAUUGUCCCAAUCCAAAGUGCAGGUUCUAAGGCAAAGUCAAGAAAAUGCCAUGCCCUUAAAAACAAAAGCAACCCAUUACAACGUGUUGAUGGCGGCGACAAAACCAUUAUAUUGACCAGUCCGUUUCGGCAUAGACGGCAAACAAAUGCAUCUUCGCGUGAACCAUAUUUCGACCAACAGCAAUACCAAACAGCUACAGACAAUUCAUACAAAUUUGCUAAACAAUCUGUUCCCGUUAAACUUUCCUGUGGAAUACUAUAAAAAUAAAAUUACAUUGACAAUACACACAAUAACAAAAAAAAGCUACUU